This is a messenger RNA of Symbiodinium natans, 678 nucleotides long. The record is from the annotation of a GenBank genome assembly. NCBI's taxonomy places the organism in Eukaryota, Dinophyceae, Suessiales, Symbiodiniaceae.
AUGGAGCUGCACGUGACGACAGUCAUCGGUCUGCAGACAGCUUUGCUGGUUUUCCUGCAGUUUGGGGAGAAGGCAUUGCCCUCACUCUUCGCAGCUCGCAAGGCCUGCCAUGCGGGCAGCGGCGCGCUGAUGCUCUUCCUCGACUCACGAGAUCCGCUGGCAAGGGCCUAUGUGUAUCUUGUUGUGGUCACAUCGUUGACCAUGACCUGGCGCCUGGUCAAAUGGGCUCCGGCUUUCCGGUUUGGCGCAGAUUACGACGUAGGUAUCACCGUGUACCUGUUGAUCGUGGCGAUGUGGUUCCACAUGCAGCAGCCAGUCCAAGCUUUGGCGCCUUUGUUCUUUGCUGACCCUGCUGGUGCGAUAGUUGGAAAGUUCUGCUCAGAACGAGGUUUUAAUCGCGAGUGGUAUCAGAACAAGACCAUCAUGGGGACUCUGGCCGUGCUGGUCGUGGCUUACUUCAGUCUGGAUGCGCCGGUCUUCCUCCCGCGGGCCACCCUGGCGGUGCUUUGUGCGCUUGCCGAGGCGUUUGGUGGCCUGCGGCCUCAGAUUUGUUGCGCUCUGCUUGCUCCUGUGCCACUGUGCCACCACCUGUAUCUAGCAGGGCUGAGCACCUUGAAGUUUGAUUUCCCUUUCUCGCCUGGCUGCUCAUGGGAAGUUGCAAGGGGUUCUGGAACAUGA